AUGUCGGCGCUCUACGGGAUCAACGCUAAUAACGACGCCACUGCUGCAAGGCAGGGUGCUCCAGGCGCAGGCUCAACUGGUAACAAUGUGCCUGCUGCUGACAAGCAAACCGACGACGAAGCGAUCAACGAGAAGCCCUCAUCAUCACCUGCCGACACUCUAGGUAAAGAUGAGGAAGACGAAGACUCAGAGAUGGAGCGAAGAACCUCUAUUGUUCAGGCCCUCGCUCGCUCUUAUUCGCACGCCUCUGCCACUCACCCUAACGGACAGAAUCCUUUCCAGGCUGGCGAGGAUUCACCUCUGAACCCCAACUCUCCCAAUUUUAACGCUCGCGAAUGGGCAAAGUCUGUCGUGGAAUUAGUUCACCAAGACGGCGCUAACUUCCGAUCUGCUGGUGUUUGCUACCAGAACCUCAAUGUCUACGGUUAUGGUGGUGCUAGCGAUUACCAGGGCGAUGUCGCAAAUGUGUGGCUCUCUCUGGGCGACCUUGUUGGAAGAGUCACUGGUCGCAAGCGACAGCGCAUUGAUAUUCUGCGCAACUUUGAUGGUGUUGUGCAUAAGGGCGAAAUGCUUGUCGUUCUUGGACCUCCCGGUGCUGGCUGCUCCACCACGCUCAAGACCAUCGCUGGUGAACUCAAUGGUAUCUACGUCGAUGAGGGGUCUUACUUCAACUACCAAGGUAUGACCGCCAAGGAGAUGCACUCCCACCACCGUGGUGAGGCUAUCUACACCGCCGAGAUUGAUGUUCAUUUCCCUAUGCUGUCUGUUGGUGAUACCCUCACCUUCGCUGCUCGAGCUCGACAGCCCCGUCAGCUUCCUCAGGGCUUGAACAGAAACGACUUUGCCGAUCACCUCCGAGAUGUUGUCAUGGCUAUGUUUGGUAUUUCUCACACCGUGAAUACCCGCGUCGGUAACGAGUACAUCCGUGGUGUCUCGGGUGGUGAGCGCAAGCGUGUUACCAUUUCUGAGGCUGCCUUGUCUGGUGCUCCUCUGCAGUGCUGGGAUAACUCAACUCGAGGUCUCGACUCCGCCAACGCCAUCGAAUUCUGCAAGACCCUCCGUCUUCAAACCGAGCUUUUCAACAACACCGCUAUUGUGUCCAUCUACCAAUCGCCUCAGAGCGCUUAUGACCUGUUUGACAAGGCCACUGUCAUCUACGAGGGCCGACAAAUCUUCUUUGGCCGCGCUGAUGCUGCUAAGCAGUACUUUAUCAACCUGGGUUUCGAGUGCCCUGCCCGCCAGACCACCCCUGAUUUCCUCACUUCCAUGACUGCUCCUAACGAGCGAAUCGUUCGUGACGGUUUCAAGGGCAAGGUUCCUCGAACCCCUGAUGAGUUUGCUACCGCUUGGAGAAACAGCGCCGAGUACAAGGCUCUGCAGGCCGAGAUUGAAGACUACAAGGUCGCUCAUCCCAUCAACGGCCCAGACGCUGAGGCUUUCCGUGCUUCCAAGCAAGCUCAGCAGGCUAAGCGACAGCGUGUUAAGUCUCCCUACACUCUCUCCUACUCCCAGCAGAUCCAGCUUUGUUUGUGGCGUGGAUGGCUGCGACUCAAGGGUGACCCUGGUAUCACUGUUGGCUCUCUUAUUGGUAACUUCGUCAUGGCUCUUAUUAUCGGUUCCGUCUUCUUCAACCUGGAUGAAACUUCAAGCAGUUUCUUCCAGCGUGGUGCUCUCCUGUUCUUUGCUGUUUUGAUGAACGCUUUCGCAAGUGCUCUCGAGAUUCUGGCCCUGUAUGCGCAACGUCCAAUUGUUGAAAAACACAGUCGUUAUGCAUUAUAUCAUCCGUCUGCAGAAGCUAUAUCUUCGAUGCUGUGCGACAUGCCCUAUAAAAUCGCCAACACGAUCGUUUUCAACAUUACGCUUUAUUUCAUGACAAACCUAAAACGCGAGCCAGGAGCCUUCUUCUUUUUCAUCCUUAUGUCUUUCGUUGUGGUUUUGGUCAUGUCCAUGAUCUUCCGUACCAUUGCGUCCGCUACUCGCAGUUUGUUCCAGGCUCUUGUCCCGGCCGCCAUUCUCAUUCUGGAUCUUGUCAUUUUCACCGGCUUCGUCAUUCCAAAGCGCUACAUGCUCGGAUGGUGCAAAUGGCUCUACUGGAUCGACCCUAUCGCCUACGCUUUUGAGGCUGUCGUCGUCAACGAAUUCCACAACCGCGACUACACUUGCAACGAGUUCGUUCCUAGCCCUUCGGUUCCUGGAUACGGAGAUGUUGCAACGGAGAACCGUGUGUGCAGUGCUGUUGGAGCUGAACCUGGAAGAGCUGCUGUAAACGGUGACCGAUACGCCGAGCUGCAGUUUGGAUACAGAUGGGAGAACCGCUGGCGCAACUUUGGUAUCGUUAUCGCAUGGAUCAUUCUUUUCACUUUCACCUACAUGGUUGCCGCCGAACUCGUUUCUGAGAAGAAGUCCAAGGGUGAAGUCCUUGUCUACCGACGCGGUCACAAGCCUGCUGCCGUUGCCAAUGCUGAGAAGAAGCAUAGCGACCCUGAGGCUGCUAUGGCUCACAUUGGUCCCGUUGUCACUGCUGAACGCACUCGAAGCCGAACCCACAAGGAUGGCGGUAUGCUCCAGGAACAGACCUCGGUCUUCCAGUGGCAUGAUGUCUGCUAUGAGGUUAAAAUCAAGGACGAAACCCGUAAGAUUCUGGAUAAUGUCGAUGGCUGGGUCAAGCCUGGUACCCUGACAGCCCUGAUGGGUGUUUCUGGUGCCGGUAAAACCACUCUGCUUGAUUGUUUGGCCGACCGUACAUCUAUGGGUGUUAUCACAGGCGAGAUGUUGGUCGAUGGUAACCCUCGAGACAUGUCCUUCCAGCGCAAGACCGGUUAUGUUCAGCAACAGGAUCUUCACCUUCAGACCUCGACCGUCCGAGAGGCCCUCAACUUCAGUGCCCUCCUACGCCAGCCCGCUCACGUCCCUAAGCAGGAGAAGCUCGACUAUGUGGAACAGGUUAUCAAGCUCCUUGAUAUGGAAGAAUAUGCCGAUGCCGUGGUUGGUGUUCCUGGUGAAGGUCUCAACGUUGAGCAACGUAAGCGUCUUACUAUCGGUGUCGAACUUGCUGCCAAGCCUCCUCUGCUGCUCUUCGUUGAUGAGCCUACAUCUGGUCUCGAUUCUCAAACCUCUUGGGCUAUUUUGGAUCUUCUUGAGAAGUUGACAAACGCCGGUCAAGCCAUUCUCUGCACUAUUCAUCAGCCCUCUGCAAUGUUGUUCCAACGCUUCGACCGACUCCUUUUCCUUGCCAAGGGUGGCAAGACUGUCUACUUUGGUGAUAUCGGCGAGAACUCCAAGACCAUGACCAGCUACUUUGAGCGUUACGGUGGACACUCCUGUCCCCCUGAGGCUAACCCCGCUGAAUGGAUGUUGGAAGUUAUUGGUGCUGCUCCCGGAUCUCACACCGAACUCGACUGGUUCCAGACUUGGCGUGACAGCCCCGAAUAUCAGGAAGUCCAGGCCGAACUUGAGCGUAUCAAGCGUGAGAAGCAGGGCGUUGAGGAUACCGAUGUCGAUGACGGUAGCUACCGCGAGUUCGCUGCUCCCUUCAUGGUCCAACUCAAGGAGGUCCUCUUCCGUGUUUUCCAACAGUACUGGCGUACUCCCGUCUACAUCUACUCCAAGGCUGCUCUCUGCUCUCUCGUCGCUCUCUUCAUCGGUUUCGUCUUCUUCCGAGCCCCCAACAGUAUCCAGGGUCUUCAGAACCAGAUGUUCGCCAUCUUCAACUUGCUUACUAUCUUUGGUCAACUCGUACAACAGUCUAUGCCUCAAUUCGUCAUUCAGCGUUCCCUCUACGAGGUUCGUGAACGUCCUUCCAAGGUCUACUCAUGGAAGAUCUUCAUGUUAGCGCAGAUUAUCGUCGAAUUGCCUUGGAAUAGUUUGAUGGCUGUUAUCAUGUUCUUUGGCUGGUACUACCCUGUCGGUCUUUACAACAACGCUUCUGAUGCCGGUCAAACUACCGAACGUGGUGCCCUUAUGUUCUUGCUACUAUUGGCUUUCCUCAUCUUUACUGCUACCUUCUCCACUAUGAUCAUCGCUGGAUUCGAAACAGCUGAGGGUGGUGCCAACGUUGCUAACCUGUUGUUCAUGCUUUGCCUGAUUUUCUGUGGUGUCCUCGCUCCCAAGGGAACUCUACCCGGCUUCUGGAAGUUCAUGUACUACGUGUCCCCGUUCACAUAUCUAGUCGGAGGCAUGUUAGCAACAGGUGUCGCCAAUACGGAAGUCACCUGCGCUAGCAACGAACUCGUACCCAUCACACCACCCAAUGGUUCAACUUGUACUGAGUACAUGGGUGACUAUAUCAAGGCUGUCGGCGGUUACUUCGUUGACCCCGAUGCCACCUCCAACUGCGAGUUCUGCACUGUUCAGUACACCAACACGUACCUCGCCGGCGUCAACAUUGACUACGCCGACCGAUGGCGCAACUUUGGUCUUCUGUGGGUGUACAUCAUCUUCAACAUGGGUGCUGCACUUUUCAUCUACUGGCUUGCGCGUAUGCCCAAGAAGAGCUUCAAGAAGAAGACCGUCAAGAAGGAGUAA
Fusarium tjaetaba is the source of this 4524-nucleotide messenger RNA. Its product is annotated as ABC1 transport. Gene Ontology annotation, biological process: transmembrane transport. Gene Ontology annotation, cellular component: membrane. NCBI's taxonomy places the organism in Eukaryota, Fungi, Ascomycota, Sordariomycetes, Hypocreales, Nectriaceae. Bases 1 to 4524 code for a protein of 1507 amino acids. The transcript is spliced from 3 exons. Gene Ontology annotation, molecular function: ATP binding; ATP hydrolysis activity; ABC-type transporter activity. The record is from RefSeq and is a predicted model, not a curated record.